Molecule: messenger RNA, 1819 nt
Organism: Urocitellus parryii (Arctic ground squirrel)
Lineage: Eukaryota; Metazoa; Chordata; Mammalia; Rodentia; Sciuridae
Gene: Dctn5
Product: dynactin subunit 5
Cellular component (GO): dynactin complex
Source: RefSeq, a predicted model, not a curated record
GUCCCCAGGAGAGCGGAAGUGGAGGAGCAGCCGGAAGUAGCCGGAAUCUCUGACUGACCGCCGGGCUUUGACGCGCUCCGGAGGUGCCCAGAGGCGGUGGCGGCCAUGGAGUUGGGCGAGCUCCUCUACAACAAGUCCGAGUACAUCGAGACGGCAUCUGGGAACAAAGUUAGUCGCCAGUCAGUGUUGUGUGGAAGCCAGAACAUCGUUCUCAAUGGCAAGACCAUCAUAAUGAAUGACUGUAUCAUCCGAGGGGAUCUGGCAAACGUAAGAGUUGGACGCCAUUGUGUUGUGAAAAGUCGUAGUGUCAUAAGGCCACCAUUCAAGAAAUUCAGCAAAGGUGUUGCAUUCUUUCCCUUACAUAUCGGGGACCAUGUCUUUAUCGAGGAAGAUUGUGUGGUCAACGCAGCUCAGAUUGGUUCUUACGUUCACGUUGGCAAGAACUGUGUGAUUGGGCGCAGAUGUGUGUUGAAAGACUGCUGCAAAAUUCUUGACAACACAGUGUUACCUCCAGAAACCGUGGUCCCACCAUUCACCGUCUUCUCAGGCUGCCCAGGACUCUUCUCAGGGGAGCUUCCAGAAUGUACUCAAGAGCUAAUGAUUGACGUCACCAAGAGCUACUACCAGAAGUUUUUGCCCCUGACACAAGUCUAGUGUUUCUGCUUCAUGUCUUGAAUUUGGUUGAGCUCUAAGAUGAACUUGGGGACGAAGUGAGCGUCAGCAUCUCCAGGAGCUUGUGCGUGUUUGACACUUCCUCCUUUCUUUAUUUUAUUUUAUUUUUUUAAAUUGAGAAUGUUUCAAUACUUCACGGCUCUAAGCUCUUAAGAAUUUAAUAAGAGAACAUCUGGAGGAGUCGGCUCCACAUGCUGUCUCACACCUUAUCUGUCAACCGUCACUUCAUCCCAUUAUCUGUGGAACACAGAGUUGACCUUCCUAACUCUGCAACACUCCCGGCACCGUGGUCCCGUGGAUGCUAGAUCCAGGCUGAGAGGGGCCUACAGGGCACAGCACUCCCCCAGGGUAGAGGUAACAGGCAGGUGUGCCGCUCAUGGCCACGCCCCCUCACGGCACCCCACUCAGAGGACACUCAGCUCUGUUGCUGCUGACGUGUUUGACCAGUGGCCACAAUUGCUCAUAAUCCUGGAGAAAGUGUGACUUCUGAGCCCUGAUUCCUGUUGUCUGUUGGUGGUUAGUGUGUCUCUUCCCCAAAUUACUGUCCCGAGGUGGUUAAUAAAAGACUUUCUAGCAUUCUGUUCCAGGGCCUUUGGCUUUCCCUAUAAGAGAAGUCCUUAGCACCCCACAGUUUGUAUUUGCAAAGUUCCAGGUUUGAGUCUCCCAUGUAAAUGGAUUAGUCAGGUAGUCACUCCUUGCCUCAAAGUAUUUGUCUGAUUUCAUUGAAAACAAAGCAUUUGUGAACACUUGCUCUCUGACCUAGAACCAUUCAACCCACCCCGUAUUUGCAUAAAACCUCACAGGUCAUAUGUAUGCAUGAAUGGCUCUUAAAAUUGUCUGGUGGGCACAGAGCCCAAGGAGUGACGYGGCCAGCGGUAUUCUUACCAUCUCCUCUGGCCAGUCGCACCACCCUUCCUGGUCCUGCUCUGACUUCUUGGCUUAGAAAGGAGGUUUAGAGUGAGGAGCUGAGAAGGUUGGCCUCCUCAGGACUCUGGCCUGCUGAAGGUGAAUGGGACAGAUUGGCUCAGCCUGGAAGUCAGAACCCAGUAGGAGCCAGCUUGACCUAUCUUCCAGUUGUGGGGUUUGCAGAAAGAGCCUUAUGUAAUCAUCUCCGCUAAUUCUAUUAAAACUCCCUUCUGGUUUGUCA